Messenger RNA from Dendroctonus ponderosae (mountain pine beetle), 2382 nucleotides. RefSeq lists its product as uncharacterized. The transcript has 3 exons. The record is from RefSeq and is a predicted model, not a curated record. NCBI's taxonomy places the organism in Eukaryota, Metazoa, Arthropoda, Insecta, Coleoptera, Curculionidae. Bases 40 to 474 code for a protein of 144 amino acids.
GUGACUAGUCAGUGCUAACUGCAUUCAAUAGUUGCGAAAAUGGCCAUCAUGUUGGUUCAUAUUUCUGCUGCAUGCUUUAUUGUUGCUUCUGCUGCAACAAUUCCAACAGUUAAAGUUCUACAAGGACCUGGAAGUAAAACCACUGUUUACGGUCCUGAUGGAAGCACGCUGCAGUCUGUUUUUCCCGGCGGCACUCUUACUACAGCUGCUGAAAAUCCAGGGUUGGUAGCAGCAGGACCAGCCAAUUUACCAUCAUCCCACGAAGUCGUAGUAGGUGGAGGUGUUGCUGGAAAAAUUGUAACUGCUUACACUUUGGCUGGACCUGCAUUAGUGCCGGCAGUACCUGUUGGUGCUAUUGGUUCUUCAGUUCUGGCGGAUUCACUGCUUGCUGGAGUUAGUGCUCCUUUGGAACAUUUCGAAAUAGGGGAAGGUUUACAUGAUGACGGAUCGUAUAGACCAGGAAAAUAUGAAUAGUCAGAUCGUGACUGAUUCUUGAUGGUUGAUAUGCUUCAUUUUGAGUCUAAUUAAUUAACAUUAAUUAAUAGGGAUUGUUAUAAAAAUUCAGCUAAUAUUAAGAUUAUCCAGUUAACAUCUUCCAUUUGUACAUUUUCAUAUCAAUCAUAUUCAUUGAGCGACCAUCGCUUGUUCAAAUUUGCUGUGUAUUUGAUGGUACCGUCUGCAUUAAAUACGAAUUUUUAUGACUAAUCUUCAAAGUUUUAGUCUGUUUUAACACUUUUUAUGAUUUGGAAGAUUGGUACUUUCAGUCUAUAUUCAUCCUUCUUUAUACAUAUAGUGAUUUGAUGAUAAUAUUUGAACUAAAUAUUUUAUUUUAUUGAUUCAAAUUAUCUUAUACAAAAUUAGCAGAAAAUCGUGCGUUGGUGUAAUUGUAUUUAUUUAUUUAUUUACCUAUUGACAACGUUUUUUGACGGGUUUUAAAAUUAUGUGUGUAACAAACCACAAUUCCAAUCCAAUCGAACAGCAGGAGAAUCAAGGAAAAAAAUAUUGUUUAAAUAUUUAUUCUUAUUUAAGACUUUAUUGCCAAUUUUCCUUUGAAGCCGCGAUAGAUGUUAUAUUCCCUUGGCCAUUGCUAAUGGUUCUUGUAGAAAACAAUAAUCACUCAACUAUAAUAUUCAUAAUUGUCAGUUAAUUCUUUGUUAGCAAUGCCGUUCUUUCUCUUAUGUACGUUCUUGUAUCAGAGUUUAGGUCCUUACAGAUAUGCCAGCCAAUAAACAAAUCUAUCUAAUAUCAAUCUGAUUAUUUUACAAUAAAGAAAAUAUCUGAACCUUCUAAAAAUAGAUAUUAAGGAACCCGUUUUUUCGAUAAAUAAGUAAAUAGUUGAUGCUUUCGAUUGUGAUAAAUAUUUCUUCUUCAUAGUAAAACGUAAUAUCAACUUACAUUUUGAAUCAAAUGCAUGAGAAAACCUUACAUCAUUUUAGUCACGUUGCAAACAAAUGUAUAUUGCACCUAGAUUAUGGUCGUAACAGCGUCUCAUUCACAUGUGAUUGUUUCGAUAUUAUUGGGUUAUUAAUCUGACUUUACUCUCUAAUGUCUCUGAAAUUCACUGACCAACCAAACAUCUGAGAAAUAGGCAUUCAUGUAUGUUAGAGCUCUUUUACACGUUCGAAAAUGUCCUCGGAUGGCGCUCUAAAGUUCGAGGAUAAUUCUCGAUGUAACGUUUACAUUACAAUUUCUACAAGAAAAAUUUUACUGACUUUUAUGCUUACUUUUCCAUUACUGAAAUUUAAAAAAAAAGAAGAAAAGCAUCAACGUACCAAUCCUAAAAGUUUUCUUUCUAGUUUUUAUCGAGGCCUUAAACUUGGAACAUCGGAUGAGCUUUUAAGGCUAGUCAUUAGAAUGUGUUUUAACUUGCAAGAUUUUCUUGAUAGGCUAACAUUUGUAAUCUUAGAACUGUAAUUAAUUUACCUGAUUGAAACCGAUUUUAGUGCGUUCUUCGGAUUUUACUUCGUCUGUUCAAUUCUGUGAACAGAUUUCUUUGAGCAAGCAACUUAGCCGCCAAUAAGCCAAACCGUAAGCUCAUAAAUGUUAUAUACCUUUAGACAGUCUAUCCAAGUAAGAUUUAUUAUUUACGUUUUUAACAAUAGUUAAUCCAUUUUCCUCUGCAAAAGCUACAACGGCUGACAUAUUAGCAUUCAUAAAAGUAUGAACAUUACUAAUAUUUAGAUGGGCUUUUUAAUUUAAACGUUUUGGCGACUUGUUAAAGAACAGGACUGCAACUGGUUCAGCUGCAUUUUUAAAUUAAGUGUCUAACUGCAGCCGAACAUUUCCAUACUACUUAGCGAUAAUAAAUAGCGAAAUGUAUUAAAUCAGUUGCGAAAAAUACAUUUUGUGCCCUGCAAGACCGGCAAAUUAUAUGCUUUUUCG